This is a messenger RNA of Crotalus tigris (Tiger rattlesnake), 3627 nucleotides long. It is a transcript of the gene CNOT7, whose product is annotated as CCR4-NOT transcription complex subunit 7. The record is from RefSeq and is a predicted model, not a curated record. The transcript has 7 exons. NCBI's taxonomy places the organism in Eukaryota, Metazoa, Chordata, Lepidosauria, Squamata, Viperidae. The coding region runs from base 240 to 1097 and encodes 285 amino acids. Gene Ontology annotation, molecular function: nucleic acid binding; poly(A)-specific ribonuclease activity. Gene Ontology annotation, cellular component: CCR4-NOT core complex; P-body; CCR4-NOT complex.
UAAGAGCGCGGCGCGCGCUGAUGAUGUAAUGGCUUUGUGCGCUGGGAGGCUGGGGGCAAGCUGUGCGAGUGAUUUUCCGCGCUUUCUCGGUCCCCCUCGCCGCGUCGGGGCUGCCUCUGCCGCCGGGUCCCCACUCGACCCCCCUCUUCCCCUCGCGUAUAAAAUUUAAACUUAUUUUAUGAAACCGACUUUUCAUCAAGUAUACCUUUUUGAUGCCUGGUAUUUGAAACCUCCUAAUUAUGCCAGCAGCCACAGUAGAUCACAGCCAAAGAAUCUGUGAAGUGUGGGCUUGUAACCUGGAUGAAGAGAUGAAGAAAAUUCGUCAGGUUAUACGGAAGUUUAACUAUGUUGCCAUGGACACAGAAUUUCCUGGUGUAGUUGCACGACCUAUUGGAGAAUUCAGAAGCAAUGCGGACUAUCAGUACCAGCUACUCCGCUGUAAUGUAGAUUUACUUAAAAUAAUCCAGUUAGGGCUGACAUUCAUGAAUGAGCAAGGUGAAUACCCUCCAGGAACUUCAACAUGGCAAUUUAAUUUUAAAUUUAAUUUAACAGAGGAUAUGUAUGCCCAGGAUUCUAUAGAGCUAUUAACAACAUCUGGAAUCCAGUUCAAAAAACACGAGGAGGAAGGAAUUGAAACUCAGUACUUCGCUGAACUUCUUAUGACUUCGGGUGUUGUGCUCUGUGAAGGAGUCAAGUGGCUUUCAUUUCAUAGUGGCUAUGACUUUGGAUAUCUGAUCAAGAUCUUGACAAAUUCCAAUUUACCAGAAGAAGAGCUAGACUUCUUUGAAAUACUGAGACUAUUUUUCCCUGUCAUUUAUGAUGUGAAAUACCUCAUGAAGAGUUGCAAAAAUCUCAAGGGUGGAUUACAAGAAGUUGCUGAGCAGUUAGAGUUGGAAAGGAUAGGACCUCAGCAUCAAGCAGGAUCUGAUUCUCUACUAACAGGCAUGGCCUUCUUCAAAAUGAGAGAGAUGUUCUUUGAAGAUCACAUUGAUGAUGCCAAGUACUGUGGUCAUUUGUAUGGUCUUGGUUCUGGUUCUUCUUAUGUACAGAAUGGAACAGGAAAUGCAUAUGAAGAAGAAGCCAACAAACAAUCAUGACAUGAAAUGAGAAGGCACUUUUUCUAAGCUCGAUAUGGUUGUACAUAGGUUUUAUCUCUGGUUGAAUUCCUUGGACAAUAAGGCAUUCUUUUCCUCUUUAUCAGCACAUUUUUCUCUUGCCUUUGUAUGUACUAAACCUGACUGUUCCUGUUCCAAUCCUUUGACUUGAUAUAUAGGCAUUUCUGGAUUAAAUGUGGCCAUGUACCUUGCCCAUCUGUACAUAAGCACAUGUAGGAACAGUGUGGUAGAUGGAAGAGGAAAGCUAAAAUGAUAAUGACAUUUCUACUAAACUUUAAUUGGCCUUUGUAUUGGUUUAUUAUCCCUGCCCUUUCCCCUCAAACCUGGGCAAGCGUUGAUUGUAAUCAAUUUCCCCCAUGGAUGUUAAUCCCUUCCAAUGUACAGGAUUUUAGUUAUUCAUAAUUGUGGACCAUCACAUUUGCACUUUAGAAGAGUGACUCUGAGUCAGAUACUCUGUUUUAUCUGAAGUUCUGAAUAUUCUUCCCUGACUUGAGAAAAGGGUUCAUCUGCCAGUAUGCUUGCUUCUUCCAGGUCUCAAAUACAUUGAACAAAGCCACACUCAUUGCCUAAUCUCUCUUCAAAUUUACAGGUAUCUUAGCAGCUACUGUUACAUAUAAAAUUGGUGUUUCGUCUUCCAAAUAUUCCCGCCAGCUCUCUGAUGGAAGCAACUAGGUGGAAUCAUGAGGAAUCUCUCAAGAAUGCUUUCUUGAAUUGAGAGUCUCUUUCAUGGGGCCUAAAUUUUCUGAGCAGUUUUUAUGAGGUGUGAUUAAGAGAACUUUCUUGUAUAUUCUCCUGCAUUUAAAGCAAGCUUUAUAGCAGCCUUCUCCUCUAUGUUGCAACCUCCAGGUUUAUUGGACUAUAACUUCAAAAAUGUGUGGAAUAUAUAGAAGUUCACAGCCAAAUAUUUAAAGGGCACCGACUUGGGGUGGAAUGGGGUGCUGCUUUGCAGCCUUACGGAAAGUAUGUGUGUCCUUUUUUGCUUUUGUGUCUGAAAGGAAUAAUUGAAAGAUGGAAUGCUGCAGUUAAAAUAACAAUCAAAAAUUGUAGAUCCAUUUCCUUAUUCCCGUUCCAACAAGUUAUGGCCUAAAAUACUUUUCUAUUUUAAAAUAUUAAUUUAUUGUCUACAUAAAUGGAUGAACACAAUAUAAGUAAGAGAUCCAAAGAUAAAUAGGAAGAUGUGUCUUUUUGGGGAGCUGCAACACAAGACAUUUGUUGUAAAACAACAAAUUUAUUUGUACCUAAUAAAGUUACCUAAGGCUUGUAAGGCUAGUUUAUUUUUUGAGUCUAUCUUAGCAGUAUAUUUUAUAAGUGUUUUACUAAAGAACCACAAAGUACUUUCCUGACUAUGCAGAGCAGGCUCAUAAAAAGCAAUUGUGAAGGAAGACUUUUAUUAGUAUGGAAUAGCUAAAUCUUAUCCUGAAAUGAUGGAGUACUGGUGGCAGCAUUUGGCAUGUCAUCUACACUAAAAAUCAACGGGAGUAAAUCUUAAUGUACAGCAAAUUGCUAUAUCUACCAUGUACUUUAAUAUGUUUUCCUUUAUCCUCAUAAAGUUACAAUAAUGUAACUGGGUGGUCCUUUUUCUUUUUAGGAAAAAUUACAAAGAUAUUUGCAUAAGAGGGUAUUUAUUUUUAAAGCUUUUGUAAAUAAAGGCUGCAGUAACAUUUUCUUACAUACUUAAGAGACUUGUGGUUUUGAUUUGAAAACCCACUGGCAUGUCUACCUGGCUAGCCUUUUACAUCUUUGUCAUCUUAAUUCAGUGUGGCCUUUUAGUCAUACAUUGGCUGCUCAACGUAUCAUCACUAUAGUCACUUUAGAGUGUUCAAAAUGUGGUUGAAUAUAUCAAGAGCAAACCUUUGAUUUCCAUGCUUAAGAACUGGCUAUAAUAUGUUUGCUACUCAUCAGUGAAGUGGGAAGGAUCUGAGGGUCCAGUAUUAGUUCAGUUAAAUGCUGUGCUCAGGUGUAAUUUCUCAUUCAUAGCAAUAACCUGCCUUACUAAGAAGCUUACUUGAAUUUAUGCAGUCCAGCAAGUGAGAAAGUUUCUACUUAACAUGCCAUCAGAGAUUUUUGAAGAUUAAAUAUUGUUCGUGUACCUUUUUGGUAGCUACAGACCUUAAUAUUUGCUGCUCGUGAUUUGCUGAGUGGACAAAAAACCUUGACUAUGUUGUAAACAUAGCAGUUCGGUAGUUAGUGUUCCUACUGAUGGGAGCUUUGUAUAUUUAUGUUCGCGUAGUGACUGGACUAUUUUAUACCAGGUUGACAGUAGAUUGUGCCUUGAUGAAGUACUAAUCAUAAAUGUCUGUUCAUCACACUGUUGGAAAAAACUCACUGAAUUCUAUAGAAAUCAAUAUCUGAACUAUACUAUAUUGGACUUAUUUCAUCAUGAGGUAAAUUAUAGAGGAUUUUUUUUCACCGAGCAUAUCUUUUAUGAUGUUGGCAAUGGAAUUAUUUACUGAUAAUGUUUUGUACGAAAGGAAGGAGAAAAUGAAAUAAACUCACAAUUCAUACAAUGGAA